AUGGAAGAGGACCGAAAUUGUGAUUCGCUAACUAAAACAUCCGAGCGAACAGUUAAACAAACGUUUCAAGUGUCUAGCACAGCUCAGUCCGGGAUCAGUCCCUCAUUUAAUUCACCCACAAGUAUAACCACACCCACAUCCGUACUAACUACGAUGUCAACUGCUAUACAUGAGUCAGCACUGAUGGUAUGUUAUAAAGAAAGUUUACAAAAUCUCGCAAAAUUUACCGGAGAAGAAAUAAAAAAAAUUUCUCAAUUUAUAAACAAUAUUGAAAGAAUUGGGAAAAUGAUUGAAGCGAAAGACGAAGUUUUAUACUGCAUGUGUACAGCAAAAUUAAAUGGAGAAGCACAACGUUGGUAUGAAGGUAAUACAUCAUUAACCGAAUGGAAUGCUUUAAAAGAAGCAUUGUUCGAACGAUUUGAACCCACAGAAUCAUUAUCAAAAAUAUCUGAACAAUUGAAAGACCGGAAACAACAAUCAGAUGAAACAAUCACGUCAUAUUACGCCGCUAUUAUUAAAUUAUGUCGUGAAUAUGACCCAUCAAUGUCUCAAAGAAUGAUGAUAUCGUGGCUAGAAAAUGGUGUCAAAGAUUCAAUCAAAAUUCAAAUAAAACGUCAAAUGAAAGCACUCACGGAAUCAGCAAGAACAAUUCAGGCAUUUUUUAAAAUUGCCAAAGACGAACAAGAACUAUAA
Molecule: messenger RNA, 693 nt
Organism: Didymodactylos carnosus
Lineage: Eukaryota; Metazoa; Rotifera; Eurotatoria; Philodinida; Philodinidae
Source: the annotation of a GenBank genome assembly